UCCAUUCACUCCCUGGGAAUGAGCCCGGCUUUGCCAUUUGCAUCUUUCCUUUAAGCAAACACCUUCUAGGAGAGUAGGACAUGUAACCCCGUUCUGGGGAUUUUUCCUGUCAUUGCUGUCUGCUCUUUUUGCAAUCACUCCAGCAUCCUUGCAAUAAGUGCCACAACCGCGCGCUCUAUCAGUGUCAUUUUACUUAGUGAGUCGUCCCCCUUUUGUAAAAAAAAAAUACUGAAUGGCCUCAAGUAUCGGUAGGAAUGGUGUUCAGGUGUAUAGUUCUGACCUGGUCUCGCUACAUCAUCAUAGCCACCACUACCAGCAGCAGCAGCCUGUAAAGAAUACAUGUAAGGAAGGCUCGAAAAAAGAUGGGACAGUGGAUUCCUAUUGGUCCAGGCCCGAAUCUCGACUCUGGACUGUGAUGUUACUGCUUGGGACGUGUUUACUCUACUGUGCCAGGGUGACCAUGCCUAUCUGUGCUGUGGCCAUGAGCAGUCACUUCGACUGGGACAAGAAACAGUCCGGCAUUGUUCUGAGCAGCUUUUUCUGGGGCUAUUGCUUAACUCAGAUCAUCGGAGGGCACCUCAGCGAUCGGAUCGGAGGAGAAAAAGUCCUCCUCCUCUCUGCAUCUGCCUGGGGUUUCAUCACCGCAAUCACUCCGCUGCUCACCUAUAUCAGUUCUGCCCACCUGAUUUUCAUGACAAUUGCUCGAUUCCUCAUGGGACUACUGCAAGGAGUGUACUUUCCUGCCUUGGCCAGCCUCUUUUCUCAGAAGGUCCGGGAGAGCGAGCGAGCGUUCACGUGCAGCACAGUGGGGACUGGCUCUCAGUUUGGGACGCUGGUGAUUGGUGGGGCAGGAUCCCUCCUUCUGGACUGGUAUGGCUGGGAAAGUGUCUUCUAUUUCUCUGGUUUACUCACUUUGCUCUGGGUUUACUGCAUGUGCAAAUACCUCCUGAAUGAAAAAGAACUCAUCAUUCGCUUAGAACAUUUAGCAAAGGGCCUCUCGUUAUCCAAACAGACCAAAGUUCCCUGGAAGCAGUUAUUUAAAAAGGCCCCUAUCUGGGCUGUCAUAGUAGCUCAGCUUUCCACGGGCAGCACAUUUUUCACCCUCCUCUCCUGGUUGCCAACUUUCUUUAAGGACACCUUUCCCGAGUCUAAGGGCUGGGUGUUUAACGUAGUGCCAUGGCUGGUUGCAAUCCCAACAAGUUUGUUUAGCGGAUUCCUGUCUGAUCACCUGAUCAAUCAGGGCUAUAAAACGAUCACCGUUCGUAAGUUCAUGCAGGUCAUCGGAUCAGGCGUAUCAAGCAUUUUUGCCUUGUGCAUGGGUCAGACAUCCAGUUUUUGCAAAGCUAUAGUAUUUGCAUCUGUCUCAAUUGGACUUCAGACCUUUAACCACAGUGGCAUUUCAGUCAACGUUCAGGAUCUGGCUCCAUCGUGUGCUGGCUUGUUGUUUGGCGUUGGAAAUACAGGUGGAGCCCUAUUAGGUGUCGUUUGUGUGUAUCUAGCCGGGCAUCUGAUUGAAACCACUGGUUCUUGGGUUUCUGUUUUCAACCUUGUGGCUACAGUUAAUGCCCUGGGGCUCUGUACAUUCCUGAUCUUUGGAGAGGCCCAAAGGAUGGACACAGACUCUGCAUAUGUAGAUCUAUAGUCGCUGUAAAGAUUAGUUCAGCAAAUGAAAUCUGUUGAAGGGUUUAGGACUGUAACUUCUAUUGAUAGCGGUUGUGCAAAUGGUUGUUUGCAGAAGAGAAUAUUAUUAUUUUGUAGAAUUUAAAUAGAAAAAAAUCUAUUGCAAGACUAUUACGGGCCUGAACUAAACCCAGAGGAGGGAGGAAAUCCAGAGUUAAAACUUUGCUCAGGGGAUGGCUGAUGGGUUAUAGAGCCUUUCAGCUCUAGGUCACCAGUUUGAAUUUGAAUUGACUAGUGCCUGAACGAAGCAGCUCAUGGCCUAUGUGAAAUCAGUUGGUACCUGCAGUCAAGUUCCUAGUGCAGGAAAUGCCAUCCCAGCUGACACUAAAUGGUACCUUAGCUGAGAGUCUCAGCAGAGAUGCCAAGGACUGAACGGCUCAUUGAGAGUGAAUGCCUCUUUCAUCCUAAGAGAUGCUCCCUCCGGGACAGAGAUGAGACAUCUGAGCAGUGCGGGAAUCAUGCAUUGCAGGUGUCCAUGUUCUACCUGUUCUAUGGCUGAGAAGAUUACUCCCCUCUCCAGGGCUGUCAAUCAGUUCCUUUCAUCAACACUAAAUGAACUUAAUAAUACCAAGGACUGUCCUUAAUUUGCCCUUGUGUGCCUCAGUAUUGCCAUAUAUAUAACAGGUACAAUCAGGGUGUACAAAGGAAUGGGUUCAGAGUUGUUUUGCCAUAUGCUGUGAAUGUAUAUGAAGGAUGGCUCACAUACUGGACUAUGGAUCCAUAAUACCAAGUGUUUUCUGCUUCACUAGGUCUGUUUCCAGUAUGCAUUGAAAGGAAUGCAGGACUACAGGAGACAUUCAAAAGAGCCUAAAAAGUGCGUGUUAUGUAUUUACAUUAAUUGUAGGGCUUGUUUCUGUGUUAUGGAUCCAUACUGCUGAAUGCUCACCAAAGGAGUUACCAUGCCGCUGCAACACAUGCUUUGGCGCCUGAUUGUGUUAAGUUAUUUAUAAUUUUUUACUUUAAAUACCAAAAAGGCUUAGUCCACUUUAUGCUCUAAAGAGGUGAUUCUGCAAGCUGUCUCAUGUGGACCUCUCGCUGCAAUCAAUGAGCGUUCCGUGAAAGGAAGGAUUUAACAGCCUGCAAUUUUAUUUUGUUAGGGCUAUUUUAAUUAUGGAGGUUCAUGUAAAAUCAUAAAACUUCUUCUCCCUACACCCAUUCUAAUAGCUUAUGCAAAAUCUGUUUGGUUCUGUUCAGCAUUUGUGUUUUAAAAAAUUGUACUUGUGGAGCGAAUGAGCAGGGGACACAUUUUCAAAGGGGCCUCAACCUGGCAUCUUGGUUUUAAGCUUCAGUUCUGUGCUCCAGUCCGUGGCAAGGACUGUCACUCGAGAAUUGGCCUUUUUACCCACUCGCGAUGCUGCCUCAUGACACCUAGCAACUGAUCUGCUUUGGCACUUACACUGUCAUCUGUUGAGGCAGAUGGUUGCCAGGACAUAUGAAUCAGUUUGGAGCAUGGCUUAGGGCAUUUCAGGGCCAGGCCCUAAACUGAUAUAAAUUAUUGUUGGUGCAUAGUGGAGACAUUUACAAUUUACACCUGCUGCCAAACCCACACUCACCAAAAAGUUGUGGGUGUGAAAUUUGCAGGCUCAGAUUUAAUGCCCAGAUUCUUUGAAAAUGUGUGUCCCCCCCCCUUUUUUUUUGGUGCCAAAUUUCAGCUCAGAACAUAUUUACAACCAAGUCAUAAACUUCUGAGUGCACAGGUUCAUAAUGAAAAUAUUGACGGACCUUUUAACUGCAGAGGUGCUAAUGAGCUCUACUAAUAUGCGUUGAACUUUAAUGCAUACUGAGAUAUUAAUAGGUCAUGGUGAUCCUGUCCAAUGGCUUGACAAGAGUUUACAGCAUGUGUGUGGCCUGGGACCAGAGAGAGGAGCCGAACUCUCCUUCUUGUGUGCUUUUUCUCUGUUAGUAGCUGGCAGCGGACUUGCGGUUACAGGUCACUGCCCCACAUCCUGAACGUGACCAGAUGACACUGCUGGGAAGUGUUUUAAAACUCAGGAAAAUGAAGGUGUAGAUGCUAUAAACAGGACUUGCAGAAGAGAACACAAGGCUAUGUCUUUGGGUUCACGUUUCCCUCCAUCAGCCACACUCCAUAUUGGUGAAAAUGAUGCAGGAAACCACAGAGCGUAACGAUUGUUGGACCCUCCGUGAUGACAGAUCUGGUCACCCUGAGUCCUGCAGCAUUCAAGAGGAAUCCAGACGAUGGUGCUGUUCAGAGUUUUAACAAGGAGAACUUCACAUUUUUUGUUUUAUUUGAAGUCAAUCAGGAAUUCCACUGGCCAGAAUCCAGAGCUGAAACUGGCCCUUGGUGGACCGUGAGUCUAUAUUUAAGUAAAAAGUGGUGUCAGGGAUUAUCUACUUAGAGCAGUGGUUCUCAACCUGCGGCCCGUGGGCCACUUGAGGCCCAAUCAGCACACAGCUGUGCCAUGUGACAUCCUCAGGGCCAUACAGGUAGUAUUGGAUGUGGCUCACAAUGGUAAAUAGAUUGAGACCACUGCCUUAGAGAGAGGGAGUGGUGGAACUGGGAAGAUGUGAGAGGGUUUAUAAGACAAUUGGGGGUGCCCGCAUACAAAUUUGCACACUAAUUAGUUAAACUGGUGCAAACUCCUGUGUUUUCUACACUCAUUUCAGUGUAAGAGUGGCUUAUUUCAGUUUAGGUUAAACCUGUUCCCAAGCUAUUUAAAUUAAUUGAAACAAGCCUGGUUUAAAAAUGAAACACACAGUCUUUGGCACUGGUUUAACUAAAUCAGUUUAAAAUCACAUAUUCAUACCAGUGCAAACCUGCAUGUCGGUAAACCCUUCCUAGCUGCAGGAGAUUCUUAAGCCGAGACCUUAAAAAAAAACAAACACGAAGGGCUUGUCUUCACUGCUGUUAGCAGGGUGACCAGAUAGCAAGUGUGAAAAAUUGGGAUGGGUUGGAGGGUAACAGGUGCCUAUAUAAGAAAAAUCUCUGACUAGUGGGACUGUUCCUAUAAAAUCGGGACAUCUGGUCACCCUAGCCGUUAACUCAAGGUGUAACUUGAGUUGUGUGUCUAAUCGAACUCCUGUCCACACACAAAAAUCUCUAGCUCAAAUUCAGCAGUGCUUUUAAGAUUGAGCUAGCUGGUGCAUCAAGAGUAGUGGCUUGAAGUUUGAGUGCUGCUGAUGCUUGAGCUGUUUAAUGCAGGGGAAGGCAGCAACCCAACCAAAGGGGAAAAUAGCCGAUCCGGUACGGUGUACUGGUAAGAAAGCCGGUACACAGUCAAUCGUACUGGCAGGGCCGCUGAUGGCGGGAGGCCGGCAAAAGGGGCAGCUGCCCCAGGCCCAGCGAUUUAAAAGGGCCCAGGGCUCCCAGCAGCGGCCGGAGCCCCUGGCCCUUUAAAUCGCCGGUGGCGGCACGGGCUGGGCAACGCUGAAGGGCUGGCUGGGAGAGUCUGGCCACAGCCCUGCCCCUUCCACCUGAGGUCCCGCCCCUUCCGGGGGCCCACAGCUGCCCCCCCACCUUGCCCAGGAUCCUGGCCACCCAGCGUACCGGUUAGUCUGUUAAAUUACCCCUGAAUCCAACUCACAACAACUCAGCUGCUAACCCACCUGCUCUAUGGAGCUCGAGUGUGGUUUUGCAGUGUAGUUGCUCUCACUGGGGGUAUAUCUGCAUUGCAAUUGGAGGUGUGAUUGCAGCACAUGUAGACAUACCUGAGCUUGCUUUGAUCGAGCUAAAUCAAAGUUAGCUCAAGUCACAAUAGCAACGAAGCUAGCUGAGGUGUGUCUACAGUCACUCAGUCCGAUUGCAGUGUGGACGUACUGUAGGCUAGCUCUACUGGAAUAACUCAAUCCGACUGUUCAAGUGAAGUCAAGCCCAGAAAAACCAAAGCAGCACUGCUGGUUGCGCCUACUUUUGUAAUCCCAUUGGCAGCUAACAUUUUGGUACAUGGUCUUGGUUAUCUGUCUCUGUCAAUCUAGCACGGGCUGGUAUCUUAUAUAUGUGAUGCGUGUUUGAUGCUUUUUUCCAUGUGUUUUAUGCAUUUUGAUAAGGUAUUGAGACCAUUGUACAUGGCUGUAUUUUUUUUAAGAGCAAAUCUUGCCUAACCUUGCUUGUGUGACGAUGGUUGUUGCAGUCAGAAAGACGUGCCAAAAAUAAAGGAAACCAA
Mauremys mutica (yellowpond turtle) is the source of this 5801-nucleotide messenger RNA. It is a transcript of the gene SLC17A9, whose product is annotated as solute carrier family 17 member 9. The transcript has 13 exons. The record is from RefSeq and is a predicted model, not a curated record. Lineage: Eukaryota; Metazoa; Chordata; Testudines; Geoemydidae. Gene Ontology annotation, biological process: transmembrane transport. Gene Ontology annotation, cellular component: membrane. The coding region runs from base 233 to 1642 and encodes 469 amino acids. Gene Ontology annotation, molecular function: transmembrane transporter activity.